AUGACUGUGUUGUGGCUGUUCGCCUUGCUAUUCUGUCGUGGGAAAGCAAGCGCGUGCUAUGGAGAUGGAAGUUUCGCACAGGAGCACUGGCCUUUUUGCCAAGAGCUAGGCACUGGGCUCUUGAUGUACUUCGGUCCCAGCACAGACGGCGAGUACAUGAAGUUGGGCCUUCAUGCAGAGAAUCACGAUGGGUGGAGCUCGCUUGGCAUUGGCGGAAAUGGCGGCAUGAAAGGAGCACAGCAGAUUGUUGUGCGCAAGGUGGAUGGCGAGUUUGUUGCAGAGGAGCGAUAUUCUACGGCUUAUGCCACACCCCAGCUCCAAGAGACGCAGGAGGUUCUACUCUUCUUCAGCUCGGAGUCCUCUGGGAACAUCUCAUGGGGUGUCCUACUCCCGAUGCGUUCGUGUAAGACCGGUGAGCGCUACGCCAUGGAAGACGUGGGGAUGUUCAUGCACUGGGCCCUGGGCCACUCGCACGACUUUGGUUACCACAAGUCCCGGGGCCAGUUCCACACCAACUUGGUGGCCGGACCACCGGCCCCGCCGCCGGAUAUGAGCGGCUAUGACUCGGUGAGCAUCACCAUGCCUGAGGUGCCUGUGGUGGGGGAGGGGAGUGAUGCCAAGAACCCCUACGUGUGUGGGAUCUUUGACUUGGCAGAAGUCUUGCCCAGCAACCGGAACACUUCAGAGAAGCACCAUGCAGCGAAGUUUGGGGUCAUCCUGGACAGCGGCUCCAGAGAGUACGUGCAUCAUAUGAUCCUUUUUGAGUGCACGGAGCAGGCUGCAAUGGACAACAACUUCACGCACAAUCAGGUAAUUUCCAACUGCGAGCGCAUGGUACGAGGGUGUCAGGCUUCCAAAUGGCCAUGGGCUGUAGGUGGGGAAGAUUUGGUCCUGCCGCCCGAUGUGGGCGUGCCCAUUGGAAAUGGUGCCCGGUGGUAUGCGCUGCAAGUGCACUACUACAACCCAAGCUUGCACGAAGGAGUUCGUGACAGCAGCGGGGUGCAGCUGAGCUUAUCGCCCGGCUUGCGCACCUACGAUGCGGAGACCUUUGGGCUGAUGGGCGGGGUCAGCCCUGUCCAACGAGAUCCUCUUCCGCCUGGGCACGCUGACUACAGCAUCCCUAGCAUGAUCUUGCCUGCCCAAUGCACGCAGAGUUGGAGUGUCGAAGAGAUCACCGUGCUUGGAGUCAUGCACCACGCUCACCUCGUCGGCAAGAAGCUCAGCGUCCAUGUCACUCGCAACGGCGAGUACAUCGGCGAAAUGCGGAGGGAGAAGAUCUAUGACUUCAAUCAUCAGUCCUUGGAAGGCUCGUCCGUGAAGAAGUUGAAGCGGGGAGAUGAGCUGACCUUGACUUGUAGCUACGACACCUCGACAAGGACCGCGCCCACUAACUUCGGGGACUUCACUCAGGAUGAGAUGUGCCUCGCUUAUUUCCUCCACUAUCCGGCCCAGACGGCACGACGUGGGAUGUUUCUCCGCGCAAAUGGGGACAGCCGCGUUUCCAUGUGCCCGGACCCAGCGCAGAUGAGUGGGGAUGGCUUUCAAUUGGGCGAGGGAGGUAUGAAUCCUUCUCAGCUUCUCGCUCUCAGUGUGACUUCCCAGGCUCCUGGAAUUCACCCUCCAGCAUGCCAGGCCAAAGGCGACUUGCAGUCUUCACAAGCCAUAGAGCUUCUGCGUAGCAUGGGCGUGGCCGAGUCCGUGCCCAUGCUCCUAGACUUCUUCGAUGAGGUCUACGUCUGGCUGCUGGCACUCCAGCACAGCGCCCCCCGCUGCGAAGCGGGUCACGCCGCCAGCACGGUGAACCAGCUCUUGCCGCAGGCCGAUGUGGAGCGAUGCCAAACUUUUGUCCGCGCCAUCAAGAUGGUCUUGCAGGGUUUGGAUGAGUCUCUGCAUGAGCUGCACGAGCUGCUGCAGGGCUCGGAGCAAGUGCUGGAACGGGUCUCCUCUCAGAACAUCUGCAACCUACUCCAGGGCGAAGCCACAGGCGACCUGGGCCUGGAGGAGGAGGGCCAGGCCGCGGGGGACGCGGGCGCCUGCGCCGCUCUGGAGGCGGUGAAGCUGAGCACCAAGGCGCUGCGCAUGACGCUGCAGAAGAUUGGAGGUCUUUUGGCUGCCGGCUCCGCCCUUGCGGCCAGAGAUUGGCGUGUGGAAGCGCUCAGGUCCCCGAGAAAAUCGACCUGGAUGGAGUCUCAGCAGCCUUCCUUGCGGCGGCGGAAGACCACCAACUUCUGA
Effrenium voratum is the source of this 2232-nucleotide messenger RNA. The record is from the annotation of a GenBank genome assembly. NCBI's taxonomy places the organism in Eukaryota, Dinophyceae, Suessiales, Symbiodiniaceae.